AUGGAAAACCCAAACGACAACAACGACAACUCGCACUCCCACUACCGCACAACCGGCACACGCCGAAUCCCCUCAUGGCUCAACGCCAUACCCUCCGAAGCAGGCGGGGGAAGCGACGCGACAAGCAGAACAGGCCCCUCCGUCGCAUCCCAUCGCCACCACCACCACCCUCAAGGCCCGCCACCGCGAUAUUCAUUCGGACAGCCAGAGAAGUCAUCAUUUCCAGCAGCAACUCAAGACCAAUCCAUGUCCCCGCCCAAAAUGAAGAUAAGAGGACAUUUCAACCCUCCGAAUCAGCAGCUUUACUCUGAGACAUCACUUGCCUCUUCCGGCCCCCAGCAGCAGCAGCAGCAUCAGUUUCAAACCCCAACAGCUUCCACCCAACCCACACAGCCAUCAUCACAACAGUUACUCUCACUCUCACGACCCGAGCCACCGUGCCCAAGUAAACCCUCCCCUGUUAUGGACCCCCUCCGUCAAGAGGUCACAACCAAUUUCACGUCUCACUGCCCGGUGUGCAUUUCUUCGUCGUCGUCGUCGUCCACCGGCCAAUGUAACCGCUGCCAAAUGAUAAAAUCAUACGUCCACCAACCAUGUCACACCUACCGCUUUUUGAGCUCGUUUCUGUUGCCCAUCUCGGAAGUUUUCAACUACGAGGAGAUGCUGGCUUAUUUGAAUGAGACGAUUAUUGAGCGGGUUAUGAAGGGAGGGAAGGCGGAGAAGGUUUAUCCCGUGAUGGACGACUUUGGGGUUGUGGUGGAAAAGGCAAGGAGGAGGAAGGAG
Messenger RNA from Podospora anserina S mat+, 783 nucleotides. RefSeq lists its product as uncharacterized. The record is from RefSeq and is a predicted model, not a curated record. The transcript has a single exon. NCBI's taxonomy places the organism in Eukaryota, Fungi, Ascomycota, Sordariomycetes, Sordariales, Podosporaceae. The annotation marks the transcript as partial.